Molecule: messenger RNA, 4973 nt
Organism: Linum trigynum
Lineage: Eukaryota; Viridiplantae; Streptophyta; Magnoliopsida; Malpighiales; Linaceae
Source: the annotation of a GenBank genome assembly
UCUCCCUAUCUUUGAUUAUUCCUUUUCAGCAUCCUUUUACCGCCAGACUUCCUCCGACUGCCACACUUUUCUUGUGAAAUUUUGCCGAUAGGCUCCCUCUGGCCACCUGCAAAAAUGAACCACUACAUUAAAAAAAUCUACUAGUACACUGAUAUGUUGUACCAUUACACUUAAAUUCAGAUAUGAUAUUUGUACCAGUGCACUGGUAACGUUACCACUGCAAUUUAAACGCAGAUAUGACAUUUGUACCAGUGCAGUGGUAUCGCUAUACCAGUGCACUGGUACAAAUAUCAUAUAUGAGUUUAAGUGCAUUGGUACAAAAAUCAUAAUUGAAAAUCGAAAAGUCAGAUCUGGAAAAUGGAAAACUCAUCGGGAGAGGAACAUAGAAGAGGAGGGCGACGCAACGACGGGGGUUGGUGGCAGCGACGCCGGAGGAUGGUGACUGUAGGACGACGAUGACUGGAGAGAGGAGAAUGGUAGUGGAUGCGCUGGAGGAGGACAACGGCAGGAGGGAUGGUGGUGACGGCGAGUAGGACAAUGGACGACAACAGGGCGAGGACUGGUGACGUGGUGGUCGGGAAAAGUGGAGGAGUGGCGCAGGGGUGGUGGUGGAUUGCGGCGGCAGAGAAGGGGAGUCAGAGGUGGUGGUUGCACGGAGGGGAGAUGAGGAGAGUAAACGACAGCAACAAGAUGAGAGGAGGGAACAUAGAGGAAGAUGGCUAGAGUUAUAGGGAGUUUUUGUAUUAAAUAAUGAAGAGUUUUUUUAUCAAUAGAAAUUGUCAUUAUUAGAGUAUUUAUUAUGUCAACAAUAUUCAUUUAGUAUGUCACUUUCAUUAAUGCUUACUAAAUGAUUGAGAAAAAAAUGGACCAAUGAGAAAGGGGUGUCAAAAAUCAAACCCCAUUUUGGGUAGACACUGUAUCCUACCCCAGAGGGGUUUGAUUUUUGUAAUUUGUAUUUCAUUUCAUUUCAUUAGUAUGGAGGAUUUGAGAAUAUGUUAAUUGACAUGUGUUAAGUAAAUUAUUGUCAUGCAUAUGUGAAGAUUUGUGUUCUUUUAAAAAAUAUGAAACAUGUUUUAUAUUGAUUCUGAGAGCGCUCAUUACCCGAAAUAAACCCGAAGCCAACCGAACAUGACCCGACCCGUAACUUGAGGCCUCAACCCAACCCAAUUGCCCGGUCUAUAAAAUACUGGUGUCUAAUAAACAACAAUAUUUUUUUUCGAUCAACUUAAACAACAAUAUUAGACAUAACCGUAAAUCUCUAAUUUAUAAAAUCGUAGACAUAGCUGUAAAUGCUAAUAAUUGUCCAAAUCAAAGUUACAGAACUAUUACAUUGCUCAAAACAAAAGUAAAUUAAUUAACUAAUUAAGCUCCAUGCCAAAUUAGGAAAUUAACUAAUUACUCCCUAAUUUAACGUGCUAAAUUAACUAGCAAAACUCGGCAAAACUGAAAGCUAAUUAGAAAGCCAAAAACCAAAAGUUAAUGGGUAGUUUGGCCUUGCUGUAACUUUUGUAUAAGCCGCUUCUGACUGAAACUUUUAGAGAAGUACUUUUCAAAUAAUCAAAGUUUUUCGGGUUCGAGUUUUACCCUACCUGACAAGGUCGGAUUCGGGCGGAUAUUCACGAUUACAGAUAUUUUUGCCAUCUCUAGGUUAUGUGAAAUGACUAUAAAGGAUUUAUAAUUUAAAAUAUGAAUAAAAAUUUUAAACAAUAAAAAGUAGUCAAUAUAGAUCUUGUUAGAUUUCUUUUAUUAUAAUUAUGAUUUUAUAAUUUAUUUUGUUUUUAUAAUGAUAUAAAUGAAAUAAAAUUAUAUUUUUUAAAUAAUAUUAAAAUAUGGUAAGGAUAAUCUUGUAUCUUCAAAAUAGUUUUUCGUAGAAGCUCCAAAUCGGAGUUUUUGCUUUUAUGUUAUACAAAAACGCUUUUCAGCUUUUCAAAAACCGAGCUUUUAGAGGCAUUUAGCCAUGAUUCAACUUUUGAAGUCGAAAAACACUUCUAAAAUCCAGGCCAAACAUAGACAAUGUUCUGUGACAGGACUUUAGAUGUUUAGUUAGUUAUUGAAAAGUUAAUGGUUAAUAUGUGAUUAAGGAUAAUUAGUGUAUUAGUAUUAUUUUUAAAUAAAACUUAAAAUCAAAACAAAAUUAAAAUCAAAGUAUUUCCGUCCAUACUAAUCAAUUUUCCAUAUGUCAAUUUAUUAAUUGUGGGGGAGCACCACAUGGGAUGGGAUGACUUCUGUGGUGACUGGUGAGCAGAGAUCACCAAAGAAUUCCUCCUUUUAAGGGUUGCGAAAAUGGCAAGUUGGCAACCCAUUUAUUAGCCUUCCAUUCUCUUUUCUUUCUAUUUUCAAAUUAGUGGUACAUAUUGAUCUAAAGGCAAUUUUGAAAGAAAAACUUACUACAUGGAAUCCUUUCCCAUUUUCCAUAGAAUCCCUCUUUCUUAACAAAAAUAAAAUAAAAACUCAAAGCCCCCUUUAACAUCCCGAAUCUUUUCCCGACAAGAUACUGUCCGCUUUGGGCCUCUACACUUGCACGGUUUUCGACUUGGGGUGCAAUUCAAAGUAACUUUCUAUAAGGUCACUCAUCCUUGUUGUACUCCACAAUGAGCACGUUUAACUUUGGAGUUUUCACAAGAACUCCUCCAUUUCGCCCCAAAACGUGUCUCGUCAGGUAAGGCUGGUUUCCUACUUAUGAACCAUGGAUCUUUCUCGUGCUUUGUCGAUGUGGGAUGAGAAAUUUUACAAUGCUAUAUAGUAUUGGUGCUAUAGGGUUUUGCCUUUAUGGUACAACUUAAAAUUGUACAUUUACGUUAUGGUACAACUUCAUAUUGUACCUAUACUUUUUGUACAAAUUCUUUUAUGUACAACUUGAACUUGUACCUUUAUGUGAUGGUACAACUUCAAGUUGUAAAGUUGUAUCAUAACAUAAUGGUACAACCUAAACUUAUACAUUUAAUGUUAUGGUACAACUUUAAAUUGUACAUUAAAGCACCAUACUAUAUAGCAUAGUAGAAGUGCUCAUGUGGGAUUUGCCUAAGUUGUUACAUACCCCCCCCCCCCCCCCCGGGACUCAAGGUCCUCGUUGAGGUUUGCCCCACCAUCGUUCAAGAGGAACGCGGAGAGACUCUGAUACCACUUGUAACAUCCCGAACCUUUUCCCGACAAGAUACUGUCCGCUUUGGGCCUCUACACCUGCACGGUUUUCGACUUGGGGUGUAAUUCAAGGUGACUUCCCAUAAGGUCACCCAUCCUUGUUGUACUCCACAAUGAGCACGUUUAACUUCGGAGUUCUAACAAGAACUCCUCCAUUUCACCCCAAAACGCGUCUCGUCAGUUAAGGCCGGUUUCUUAUUUAUGAACCAUGUAUCUCUCCCGUGCUUUGUCGAUGUGGGAUUUUUCUAAGGUGUUACACCCCUUAUCUCUCCAUUCCCUUCGUCGUCCUCUUCAUCCCCUCUCACCCUAUCUAUAAGAAAAAACCGUAACUACUAAGGAGCUCCAUCUCCGUACUACUUGACGAAAAUCACUAUUACGAGACUGAUGGAGUGGUAAUUUUUUAAACGGGGUGUUACUUUUUGCAGGUGGCCGAAAGGAGUCUAACAUAAGGAUUUCACUCUAGAAAGUUGGUCGGAUUGAAGUGGUUGCUGGAAAAGGAAGGGAGAGUUAGAGAGAGAAAUGUAUUUAUUGUAGAAUUUAAAUUUAAAAAGAAUAAUGUGUUUAAUAGGAAUUUUUAAUUUCAAAAGUAUAAUUAAUACAUAAAAAAUUAAUUAAUAUGAUUUUUUGUAUACCCAAAUUACCAUUGGUUGUAAAAUUCACAACCCCUAUCACUCAAUAUUAUUAAGAAAACACAACAACCACAACCCUAAGAUGUCAACUAAGAAAUUUAAGAAUCCGUAUGGGCUUAGUGAAAUCACUAAAGUAACCCCUUAGUGACUAGGGAUGUCAGUUGAAUCCGAAUCUGUGGAUAAUCUACCCGACCCAACCCAGUCAAAGAGGGUAAAACCCUAUUUGACAGAUUGUGAGUCGGGUUCGGGUUUAAACCCGCUUUACUUUUUUUGUAGGCUGGGUUUGGGUAUAGCCAUAUCCAACCCAUGGAUACCUGCACCCAAGUUCAUACCCCCACGACCCACGAAACCCUUAACUAAUUAACUAUAAUUUUCAAACUUAUUUUUCACACGUUCAAUUAAUCAUAUUGUUUGUAUAUGUUUAUCUUUAAUAUUUAACAAUUAGUAUGAAUGAUUUGUGAGUUAGCGUGUAUGUAGUAGACAAUAGUAGUGAAAACUAGUGUAAUUACAUCUUUGUACAUGAGCCCAUGAGUACCCAUGAACCCGCGGAUACCCAGCGGGUUGGAUUGGGUUUGAGUUUUCCCAAUCUAGUGGAUUUUACCCCGAGUUUUUUGGUGGAUAAACCAAUGGGUUUGGGUAUGGCAUAUAACUCGCCCCAACCCGACCCAUUGCCAUCCCUAGUGACAGGGUCGUUUGAUUUUGGUGAUAGUUUAGGUGAGAUUGUUACAAUGUGUGCAUUGUUAACAAUGCAUCAUUUUUUUGGUUUAUUUACUUAAACAAUACAACCAUUGUUUGUUGAUUGGAUGGAAGCUACCACUAAAAAUGAGUGAAAGUAAUAUCUCUACUAAAACUUGAGAUUGUUGAGAUAGUUUGAACGAGAUUAUUGACUUCCUUUUUUGUUCCAAGUAUACCCCUAGUUAUAUAUAUGUUCUCAUAAAAGUAAGGGUAAAAGUGAUAUUUCCCACAAAAAUAAUGUAACUUGUUAAAUACUAAAACAACUAUCACCAAAACCAAACAAUGUAAAGUACAUUACAUAAUUUUCCUUAAUGCAUGUAUAUUACAAUGCAUUCAUUGAUGAGAGACAUGUUACGGUGAUUACUAUUUUAUAGAAAUCACAAAUAGUAAUCACCGUGGUUACUAAAGACAAACUAGGUAUGCCAAAAAAUUAUUAAUGACUUUUUUUAACAAAUUACAUUUUAGAAA